Messenger RNA from Phycomyces blakesleeanus NRRL 1555(-), 1056 nucleotides. RefSeq lists its product as hypothetical. NCBI's taxonomy places the organism in Eukaryota, Fungi, Mucoromycota, Mucoromycetes, Mucorales, Phycomycetaceae. The annotation marks the transcript as partial. Gene Ontology annotation, biological process: protein phosphorylation. The transcript is spliced from 4 exons. The record is from RefSeq and is a predicted model, not a curated record. Gene Ontology annotation, molecular function: protein kinase activity; ATP binding.
CAAAACUGUUCGGAUAUGCUGAUACGCAUAAACAUAUUAGGGAGAGGAUCAUCUGCGACGGUAUAUUCUGGAUAUCAUCUACCCACUCGAGCAACUAUAGCAAUCAAGAGAAUCGAUCUUGAGCGCUUGGAUAUCAAUGGCACCGGGACACGGCUCGAUGCACUACAUAAAGAGAUACAAAUCAUGUCACUCUGCAAUCACCCGCACCUCUUGCCGAUAUAUCAGAGCUUCGUAUCAAACAGUUAUCUCUAUAUUGUCAUGCCUCUCAUGUCUGCUGGUAAAUUUCGAGAAACAUUUAAAGCCAAGACGGCCUUUAUUAACCUUUAUUCUAGGCUCAUCAUUCUCAAACAGGUUGCCCUGGGGUUGGAUUAUCUACACACUAACCAUUUAAUACACCGGGAUGUGAAAGCGGCCAAUCUGUUACUUGACUGGAAGACAGGUUAUGUUUCACUUGCUGACUUUGGAGUCAGGUUAUCGGAUCCAAUCAGCCAUCCCAAAGUUUCCCUCAGGCGCUCAUUUGUUGGCACACCAUGUUGGAUGGCCCCUGAAAUACUCGGCUGCCAGGCAUAUGGGACCUCGGUCGACAUAUGGUCUCUUGGGAUAACAGCUCUAGAAUUAGCUUGUGGGAGGGCUCCUUUCAGUGAAUUUGAUAUUCGUACCAUAUUUGCUUGCAUUCUACACCGACCUUCACCUACACUUCAAAGCGUCGACUCUAAAGCUAGUUUCGGCGAUUCUUUUCAUGAUUUUGUUGACCAAUGUCUUCACAAAAACCCUGGGCAACGCACAACAGCCCAAGAAGCACUUUCCCAUAAAUUCUUAUGUCACGCAGAGCCUCCUACGCAUUUGGCUGACUACCUUGCCUGCUAUCCAAAGUUGAACAAAAAUACAUCUCAAACAUUAUUUCUACACAAACAACCACUUUGUGACACCUUACACACGAGUAUGCAUGAGAAUGAUGACCAAAGUAAGAAAUUACAACUUUAUUUUUGUCUUUGGAUAAACUGGAAGACUUCAAAUUGUAUCUCAUCAUAUUGCCUUGGUUUGUAUGCAUAUUAA